Exophiala viscosa is the source of this 2670-nucleotide messenger RNA. RefSeq lists its product as uncharacterized. The transcript is spliced from 3 exons. Gene Ontology annotation, molecular function: zinc ion binding; DNA-binding transcription factor activity, RNA polymerase II-specific. NCBI's taxonomy places the organism in Eukaryota, Fungi, Ascomycota, Eurotiomycetes, Chaetothyriales, Herpotrichiellaceae. The record is from RefSeq and is a predicted model, not a curated record. Gene Ontology annotation, biological process: regulation of DNA-templated transcription. The coding region runs from base 186 to 2489 and encodes 767 amino acids.
CAUCGCACCACAAUGUCAGGAUACCUGUCCAGAGGGAGGCCAUCUCGCACCAGUUAUCCAGUCCACGAGGGUGAAUUAUCGUGGUUGAUCCAGGAUUAGCAAAUGUGUUCGAAUCCUUCUGCAGGAUCGUGGUCACACUGCUUCUGGCUGAGAUAAUGUCAACUUCUUGAAUUUGGAUCGCGCAAAUGUCAGCUGCAGCGCGCAAGCAGAACUCUUCAUGCGAUGCAUGUCGACGAUCAAAGCGACGGUGCGCAUUUCCUCCGAAUGUUCAACUUGGCAUGGCGGCCACAUGUUUGAAUUGCUUCCAUCUUGGUCGAGACUGCACAUAUGAUUUCGUCACAUCGAGGCUGAAUCAGAAGAGAACGAAAAGAACAUGUCCUCCAGUAACGCUACAGGGACACCUUUUGUCACAAGGUGCAGGUUUACCACAGGACAUUAGGGCCACCGAUACUGUAACACCGAGCGAGUUCCAGUAUGAUGGGUCUGCUCCAGGUCAGGUAGCAUGGCCUUUUCCGGUUCACGGAUUGGUGGGUGACGAUAUGUUCUUUGGAAAUCUUGCUUCUGAAUGGGCACAACUGAUGACGGGUGUGGGUGCGACUGUGGACAAUGUUGUCAACCACACAGACUCCGACGAUGUUGAAACAGCGGCUUCCAAAAGCACACAAGGCAAUCGACAGAGCAGGGUCGUGUCUCCCGCCCACACUAAAAGCGUGCUGGGGCCCUGGCGAGGUAGUCCGAUUCAUUUGCUCAACUCAAGUACGGAACUCCACCUAGUCAAUCAAAACCUCGGUGAGGUAUAUGAAUCAAUGAUGUCCGGAAUCACUACAAGAUAUCUCGACUACAAUUGCAACCUCUUUGCAGGAUCCUAUCGGUACUCCUUCGACGCUGACUGUGCUGAGAUUCCGCUAUCGAAGCAAGACACAGAUCAUGCAUUAGCGAGAACCCGAAUGCCGACCUGGAAGCGGUCAUCAUCUGGCGUACGGACUGUUGCACUGCAAAAUCCUGGCUAUACCCUUGAAGAUCUAGCAAGUCAAAUCAACAAAGUUACCAUGAUUGGUAUAGCUCGAUUUCUGGACAACUUUGGCUCGCUGUACGGUAACGUCCUCGAGCCUAAAAGACGCAAGCAGGACGAACGUACCUUGACUGCGACUCUACAGGCCUUUUCCUUACAAUUCGCGCCUGCUCCCCAAAAGGAAGCCCGGAAAUUCACAGUUCAGAGACCCUUCGUAAGCGUUCCUGACAUAUCGCUGGUGGGCUGCGAUGCCGGAACCAGCUACUCUAAGACUCCGCAUGUUUUUGCAGCAGCCUGGUUCAAUGCUUACGAACUCCUUGUGGCGUCGAAGGAAACCCGUUCCUUCAUCCACUUGUACGCGGUGUUUCUCUUUCAAAUGACAACAAUCCCUCCUGAAGCUACCUCGAGCGAAAGAUUCAAUGUAAGUCCCCUCGACAUCGCCGACCUUGCUCUGUAUCAGAUGCAAGAACUCCACGGGCUCAUUGACGACUACUGCGAGAUUUUGGAACCACAAUCGACGUAUCGAUUUCUCUUGCAUUCUUCGCUCAGGAUUUUCAACUGGUAUGCGUAUUUGCGCGAUACUAUAGCGUCAAUGCUGCAUCCCAGGGCUUGCAUUCUAGAAGACGCGCCACUGAAGUUGAAAGGCAAGCAGGUCAAUGGUAAGGAGCUACGAACGAACAUCCCGGAGCAGGUUGUCGGCUUCGAUCAGGAGGUCUCAGCGACCUGUCAAAAUGCGGCAGGAGAUCUCUUUCAUGUCUUCCGACAAGUGAUCAAUCUGCGUCAGAGCACAACGAAAACCCGUACACCCCUAGACAUUAGCGACUUGAGACGAUUGGUACAGCAAUCAUGCAACGUAGUGGAUGAUUAUGCUACCGCAUACAUCUCAUGGCUCGAGCACUGUACCAUUUCGUUCUACCGACUCUCGGAGAAACCAAAACUGUCUUGCGGAUUUCUCCUUCUGUUCUGGAAUCUCAGUGUGUUCUGUCUCGUCGAGCACCUCCACUCUGCAGCAGAGAUCCUUCCGCCUGAGGAAAGACCCUCGAUUCUGGCCAGAGCGGGAAAGCUUCAAAGGUCAGCGGUGCAAUCUGUUCUUGCCAUUGCGCAACGUAUCGUCAAUGUAUCGGCAGCGGGAGAAUUUAAGCUUCUCAACAGCAUUCAAUUACAAUUACACUUUAUAUGUCACCAUGCAAACACGAGCCUUGUUGUCAUGGCGCUCACCAAGGCUAUCGAGCAUACCAUCGAUGUCAACAUGAACGGCUUUGCAGAAGAUCAAGACUGGUCCGGGCCGACAACGCUUCCCCAGUAUUCAACCGACUGGAUGGGAUCUGUCAAGCCUCUCUUGACCUGCCUUGUGACUUUGGAAUCUACAGUCUCUGGACUUCACACAGCCCGUCCGGCGUUGGACGACCUUAUGCGGCAUUACGGCGAUAUUCUGAUGGACUGCUGGUCUCAUGACAAUCCUGAGAAUAACCUGUAAACAAGGGACGCGCCGCAACAAGUAACAUACGAAAAACUCCGUACCGGCAUCAGUAGCCAGGCCUGACCACCAAUUGAGGCUGCUCCUACGGCUGUAGGAUUACACGUGCUUUAUGUGUCAGCCCCAGAUGUAAGCAGAAACUCAGCUCCAGGACCUGCAGUGGCGUUGCGGCUCCGAGGAU